AUGACACGAAACUGGGUGAGGCUACCGCUUUAUAGCGAUUCAUACCCACCACUUCUAUUCAGUUACGAGCCAAGCUCGGAGGGCUACGAUGUCUUUCUCACUGACCUGGGCCAUGUUUGGUCUGAGAGUUUAAGCCAUAAACAAAUCAUUGAUCGCGCCGCCAAGGACGAUACCAGCAUCGACCCCAGUCAGGAUGAGGACCAGUACUCAGUACUGCUACAAAAAAUCAAUGAUGCGCUGCAUGGGUCUGAAGGAACAUCACUGUUCCUUUCUGGCCGAGGUGCUGGAUCGAGUUUAAGACUGUCGACUACUACGAAGCUACCAAAGCCCCUAGAACCGUUAGAGUGGACAUUAGUCUUGUCCAAAUGUUCUCCUUCUGCAUUAACACGUCAUAUGCUAGUACCCACAUUACGGAGCUGGCUGGGGAUCGAGGCUCAGCAACAAUCCCUUUGCGAGCUUUUAGAAGAGAAAGAUAAAAUAAUAGGAAAACUUUUCGACAAAAUAGAGUCAUCGGGCCUUGACUUAAGCACUGUUUUCCCCGGGAUGGCGAAUAUACGGCAUGGCCAAAAGAGAGGUUCUCUGUUUUCACAGGCAUCAAAGCUGGUGAAAGGAGUGAGCCCGUUUGACAAAGGUUCUUGGGAGACUAUACAUUCCAGCGGUGCUUCGAAGAAAUCUACGUCAAUACCAGUUUGGAAGUACCUGUAUGAUGAUGAUCUAUUUGAUGCACGAAAUAUGGAACUCAUAGAAUCUGAGUGGUGGAAUCUGCCUACAACAUCCCGUAGCUCCAACCACCCUGGAAAACAAGCUCCAAACAAUCUUGAGAGAUGCACGGAAAAUGAUGGGAGUGAAAGUGAUAACGAAUUUCAAACUCAAGAGACCCCCCCAGGACUCAAAGAAAUUGGGACAAGGUCCUCGCCGGACACAACUGGCCAUCAUAUUAAUUCAGAAAUUUCCCCAACAUGGCACAGCAAGAAGUAUAAAAGUUCCUCUCAGAAGCCUGGGAGCUUGGGAAAUGCAAACGCGAACAUAAAAAUACAGCCACGCACCGAUUCUGAGGAUUCAACUACUACCAGUGCACCAGAAUCACCGCCACGACAGAAAAACAAGCUGAAGAGCAUUGGGACUAUUGGUGGGAAGAAGCCUAGGCCACCACCCAGGCAACAGGAGCUUGAUCCUGCCGCGUCGGAAGCAGAUGAUGUCGUUGACAAACCCCCAAAGCCCAAUUUGGAAGAUCAGGCCACACCAUCACCGACGGAAAGUGACACUAGUGGUGAUAACGAUGACGAUAUCCAUAAUAAAGGAGCUAACAGAGCUAAGGGACAAACUCUGCCUCAACAAAGCCACAGAGGCUCUCAAGAGACUGAUUCAACAACCCAGGUCGCUCAGCUGGAAAGACAAGGACCUCCACGCACACGUGGGCUCGGGAGAAUUGGCGGCAAGACACAGAAAGAAUCGUCGAGCCAGAGUUUGGGUGGGAAAGACGAUGCUCUUGCCACAAGCUCCUGGGGCAAGACAGAUAGUCCUGAAGCAGAAGAGGGAGGCGGUGACCACUCCAACAGUGCAAGCAAACAACAACCGCCCGACUUGUCACAUGGACAUAAUGAGCAAUCAACGGCAACUGCUAAGCCGCACAAGCGGAGUGGUAGGCUUGGUAUUAUUGGGGGAUCGAAAGCUUCUAGCAAAUUCGCCAAUGUCAAGGGAAGGAAUACAUCCUACAAUACUACGAUUUUACAAGACACCAAAGAUAGUAGCCACCAUGAAGCCAGCAGAAUGGUUGAUACAAGAGAAGGCCCAGCACAAGAAUUACCUUCGUUGCCGCCUAAAUCCAGUGCUAUUGAUCAGACAAAAGCCGAGAACACCCCGGGUAAAGAAGAAUCUCCGGAGGAAAGGGCAGAUAGAAAACGACAGGAACUACGACGCCAGCUUGAAGCAGCUAAUAAGGGUCAAAACAAACCAGCAAAGAAGAAACGAAGAUUCUAA
Molecule: messenger RNA, 1980 nt
Organism: Trichophyton benhamiae CBS 112371
Lineage: Eukaryota; Fungi; Ascomycota; Eurotiomycetes; Onygenales; Arthrodermataceae
Exons: 2
Coding region: 1-1980 (659 amino acids)
Biological process (GO): double-strand break repair via nonhomologous end joining
Cellular component (GO): nucleus; DNA ligase IV complex
Molecular function (GO): DNA end binding
Source: RefSeq, a predicted model, not a curated record